GCUCAAUUCUUGUUGUUGCAAAGUGUGAGAAGACAAGAAGUGAGAAGUUACAGCCUUACCUAGCUUGUGGGGAAGCAAGUAAUUCCACAAUAUCCUUCUCAGAAUUACAGAUUUCUCAUUUUGGGGGUGUCUCAUCUGCGGGGGAACGAUUAUGCACCUCGACCUUGGCCGUUAUUCUUCAAGUCUGCGACAACAUAUUUAUAAGCUAUAGGACGGUGCUCAGUACCGCAGUAGCGGAGUAGGUUAUCUUGCACAGUGGAUCAAACGAUCGAAGAUCUGCCACACGCCCGCAAUCGUCAAACACACGGUCCAGCCUCUCAACGUCAGAUUUCACGAGCCACCCUCUCGUACCAUGUCGGUGCCACAGGACAUAAGUCAAACAAACCUCCGUCUCCCUAUCGAACUCGUUGAGAAGAUCAUUGAAGAGAGCUUGGAUCUGAGACGUCGACAGAAAGGAGGUCGCAGGGAAGAUCCGCCCCGUCGAUUCCCAGUGAUAACGAUCCAACAGAAUGCCAUCGGGCCGUUGAUACGGAGUUGCAAACUCUUCGCCAGUAUCAUCAUCCCCAAGCUCUACCGGGACGUCCUCCUCAGGAAACAAUACAGCGUCGAAGUUUUCUUGGAUCGGGCUCGUUUCAGUAGCCUCGGGCACAUGAAGACCCUCCAUGUCGACUUUUUCGCCGUCCAGGACCUCUUUGACAGAGCUCCCUGGUACGCCGGAAGGCUACCCGAGCUCGUCGAUCUCCGGCGCAUGCAGACCCAUCUCCAUACGCCUCGGGACUUUACUGCCCGGUAUGGAAACAUCGAUGGUGGCACAGACUACUGCGAGGAAGGAGAUAUCGCGAGAUACAUGAUAGCCUGGGAAUUUCUUCGUAGACCUCGUCUUGAACAUCUGGAAGUCAACGGGGACAUUGCGAGACAUUUGCUACCGGAUCUGCUUAGAUUCUUCACGCCACAACGACUCGUGAUCAAUGGUUUCCAUCUCGGGAACAGUCGAUCUCCACUACCUUACUCGUAUCUCGCCCAGGCCGACGCCGCUGCCUUCCGGCUUGCAGGGGAUGUGACACUACACUGUGAUAUGAACUUCGACUUUCAAUGUCAAGAAGCCUUUCAGGCUCUAUCCCGCACUCAUCUAGAGCCAGGGCCGACGAGUCUGAUCUUGACUCUUGGAUGGUGGCAACGUGGCGCAGCCGAUCCCUCGAUCAAGGCUAAGGGUCCCGUUUCCAACCUUGUGGCGUGUUUCCUUAACCUCAUAAACGAUGGAGGCACCAUCACCAUCAAACCCUACCUAUCGGCAAAUAGCCCAAAUCAACACGCAUAUUGCUUUGCCGAGGCCAUCGACCCUAUCAUUACAAGGGAAGAAUACCCAGACGUAUAUUUCCCAUUCGAAUGCGACUGCGGACAUGGCAAAGAGACCGGGUGUGAGUCUACAAAAGCGUUGGUACCCGCGCGACAGCAUAGCUCAUCGAAUAGUAUCUCCUCCCGCUAGUCUGGGACGGCGUUAGGCAAGACCUUUUGGAUUACUUCGAGAUGAUAUAUGGCUUUGACGACGAGUAUGCAGCAGACCUCGGAGCCUGAUGGGCGGCGCUUCUUCUUUCUUCCAUCAUUGUGAUGUCGUCUCGAAGGC
Molecule: messenger RNA, 1624 nt
Organism: Filobasidium floriforme
Lineage: Eukaryota; Fungi; Basidiomycota; Tremellomycetes; Filobasidiales; Filobasidiaceae
Exons: 3
Coding region: 353-1486 (377 amino acids)
Source: RefSeq, a predicted model, not a curated record